This is a messenger RNA of Bufo gargarizans (Asiatic toad), 1870 nucleotides long. Its product is annotated as fatty acyl-CoA hydrolase precursor, medium chain-like. The transcript is spliced from 13 exons. The coding region runs from base 92 to 1771 and encodes 559 amino acids. Lineage: Eukaryota; Metazoa; Chordata; Amphibia; Anura; Bufonidae. The record is from RefSeq and is a predicted model, not a curated record.
AAUGUAUUAUUAGAGAGCUCAGAUCUCCUCCUGCAACCAAGGACUCUGACCUGGAAGAACAGCGUCCGCUGGAGACCGCAGCACACAGGACAUGGCGAUUCUGCCGCACAUUCUGCUCCUCAGCCCCUUCAUUCUAACAGUGAUCGCAACAGGUCAAAAUGAUAAAAGGCCGUUGCUGACCACGAAAUAUGGACAACUACGGGGCGUUACGGUGCCAGUAAAGGAAACAUCUAGAGUCAUAGAUGCAUUUUUUGGAGUCCCUUUUGCAAGACCUCCAGUUGGACCACUGAGAUUUGCCAACCCGGAACCUCCUGAGCCCUGGAGCUCUGUUAGAGACGCCUCCGAGUUUCCCCCCAUGUGUUUACAGUUGGAAGAUCAUAUGAAUGGCGUAGGAAAGUAUUACCAAUCCUCCUUUAAGAUGCCCCGCACCUCGGAGGACUGCCUGUACCUGAAUGUGUUUGCUCCAGCCGACAGAGACAAGCAAUCCAAAUUACCUGUCAUGUUCUUCAUACAUGGUGGAGGGCUGGUGUUUGCCUUGGCUAGUAUAUUUGAUGGCUCUGCAAUUAGCGCCUAUGAGAACGUGGUGUUUGUGUCCAUACAGUACAGGCUGGGGAUCCCAGGAUUCUUCAGUACUGGAGAUGAGCAAUUGCCUGGUAAUUACGGGUUCUUUGACCAAGUUGCCGCCCUACGAUGGGUACAGGAAAACAUUGCAGAUUUUGGUGGUGACCCCACAUCUGUCACUAUAUUUGGUGAAUCUACUGGUGGGCUCUGCGUCUCCACUCUUGUGCUCUCUCCCUUAACCAAAGGUCUGUUCCACCGCGCCAUCGCAGAGAGCGGAGCUGUAACAAUGCCUAACUUCGUGGUCAGCAACUCUGAAGAUCUCAUCCCUUUACAGAAUAUAGUAGCGAAGACAUCAGGCUGUGAUCUCGCCUCCAUAGCCGACUGUCUGAAGAAGAAAUCAGAAGAAGAGCUUCUCUCCAUUACCAAAGAAAUGGGUUUAAUGGCUCCUCCUGGCCGCGUGGAUGGGGUUUUUCUUCCUAAACCAGUAGAGGACAUCUUGGCUAACAAGGAAGGACACAAGGUCCCACUUCUCAUUGGAAUGAAUAACCAGGAGUUCGGCUGGAUAUCUACUGUGCUAUUAAAUGUCACGGGGAUAACAGAAGGAAUGACGCGGGAGACGGUGAUGCAGAAGCUCCAGAAGAUUUCUCUCCUGGGUCUGAGUCCUGAUGUCCUCCCUCUCGUCACUGACGAGUAUCUUGGCGACACCACUGAUCCACUGGAGAUUCGUGAUCGCUUCCUGGACUUGUGUGGCGAUGUAAUGUUCGUUAUGCCGGCUCUUAAGUUUGCAAAAUACUAUCGAGAUAUGGGGCUCCCAGUCUACUUUUUUGAGUUUGAAUAUGCACCAACCAUGCUGGCACGGAGGAGACCAGACUAUGUGAAGUGCGAUCAUGGCGAUGAGAUCCUCCUUGUGUUUGGAGGACCCUUUCUCAGGGACGGUGUAUUAUUCGCAGGACCUGCAACCCCUGAAGACAAAGCUGUGUCAAAGGCAGUUAUGAAAUACUGGGCGAACUUUGCUCGGACUGGGAACCCCAAUAGUCCCGACCUGACAACAUGGCCGCAGUACGGCGCAGACGAACACUAUAUGGAGAUUAACUUACAGCCAACAUCGUCCUCCAAACUGAAGGAGGACAAGUUCAAGUUCUGGACGGAGAUCCUUCCAGAGAAAAUCCGGUCCCAGAGAGCGGGAGGAGAAGAUCACACAGAGCUGUAGAUCCAGACAAAGCAGCUUCCUACACGUGAAGGACAAAACGUGGAGGAGGCCGAGGAGCGUUCUAAUUCAGAAGACACUAAUAAAGUUUACUUUCUGGAA